This is a messenger RNA of Zychaea mexicana, 1247 nucleotides long. RefSeq lists its product as uncharacterized. The coding region runs from base 421 to 906 and encodes 161 amino acids. The record is from RefSeq and is a predicted model, not a curated record. The transcript is spliced from 2 exons. Lineage: Eukaryota; Fungi; Mucoromycota; Mucoromycetes; Mucorales; Lichtheimiaceae.
CAACAACAACAACAACAACAACAACAACAACAACAGCAAAACGUCUUACCGCCAGAAGAGCUGCGGCAACAGCAACAAUCUGUGGAUAUUACUCAACAGUCGCUACCGGUGCAACCGGUAAUAACGACAACUGCGGUCUUAGCCGGUUCCGCUGCGACGGUAGCAGAAGAAGUAGAACGAUCGCUACAACAACAACAUCCACUUCCACAGCCGCAGCCGCAGCCACAAAAAAAGCGAUGGCCAUUUUCGAUAUUUGCACGCCGCGAUCCAUCCUCGCCCGUAGGACCUACCACACCCUCACCGUCGAACACAGCUUCGCCAAUCGGCCGAGUCCACGCUGUAAAGACAAAUGGACCGCCAGGCGACAUUCUGGAUGCGCAGCAACAGGAGGAGCUCGUUCGGCAGCUCUACAACAAGAGCAUGAACAACAAUGCUACCAACAAUAACAAUAGCAACAAUAUCCAGGGUGGUCUUAACCUAAGCGGUGCCAUAACAGAUAACAACAACAGCAACCAGCCGCAUGAGCAACAACGAACACAGGAUAGUAACAACAACAACAUGAUGAUGGUGGCGAGUCUCGACCAGAUCUGGGUCUUUCGCGCAUCCAACAGCAACGCCAACACGACAGCGAACGUAUGGAUCACAUUUGAUUACAACAACCAACAUCUCUUAACCAAGCACAAGAAAAAGCUGGACAAGCUGAGAAUACCAUACGAUGAAGGGGUCGACGUGUUUGACUCGCAUAUCCGACAAGGAAAAUUGCCCGUUUUGGUGUUUCCGAGUCGGAAGCAGGCUUACUAUCCUACCAAUCUUAGCGGCGAUGAGAUAAUUUCCAUCGAAGUGGCAUGCAUUCCCAACUCUCGAGACCUUCAGUUCGUUUACCGUCAGCAUCAACAACAACAGUAAAAGUGACAGCAUCUCAAACUCUCUUAUUCUUUUCUAAAAGGAAGAAAAGACACUCUAUAUAUACACACAUUACCAAACAAUUCCUGCAUACAGCAUACCCCUCACUCCCAGUUGCAUCUAUUUUUUUUUCGACACCUUACUACCACAACAAAGCAUUGUUCGUCUUUUCACACACACACACACACACAACAUACAACCGCACUUCCAACAUAAGAAAUUAACAAUUCUUAUGAUAAUAAAUAAAACAAAAAAAGGCUCAAUCUUAAUGCUUCGGAUGGGCACUGAACGUGCAACUUUAGAGUUUCUUCCAAACUUAUUUCUAUAUAGAUACGCAGCAGUAG